This is a messenger RNA of Thermochaetoides thermophila DSM 1495, 1947 nucleotides long. RefSeq lists its product as uncharacterized. The record is from RefSeq and is a predicted model, not a curated record. NCBI's taxonomy places the organism in Eukaryota, Fungi, Ascomycota, Sordariomycetes, Sordariales, Chaetomiaceae. Gene Ontology annotation, molecular function: RNA binding; ATP binding; tyrosine-tRNA ligase activity. Gene Ontology annotation, cellular component: mitochondrion; cytosol. The coding region runs from base 1 to 1947 and encodes 648 amino acids. The transcript has 3 exons. Gene Ontology annotation, biological process: tyrosyl-tRNA aminoacylation.
AUGGCUCCGGCACAGGGGUUCCUCUCCUGCAGGGGCGCCCUCUGCCGCUCAUGCCUCUUGGGGUCGGCCAGGAGUCCUGCGCUCCCGCAGCGCCAUCAACGGAGACCCAUCUCCCAGGGCUGGAUCAGGAAAACCCAGGAGGCAGAGGAGGCAUGGCAGAAGCGGGCACAGGAAAUUCUGGACGGCAAGAUCCAGAACACCUGGGAUAUGCUUGAGGAGAGAGGCUAUGUGAAGGACACUGCUGGGACACGAGACACGAUCCGCGAGCUCAUGAGGAGAAAACGGAUAGCUGCCUACGUUGGCAUUGACCCGACGGCCUCCUCCCUCCAUGUCGGCCACCUGCUCCCUCUUAUGCCCCUCUUCUGGAUGUACAUGCACGGCUACGGUGCCUUCUCCCUCAUCGGCGGCUCAACAGUCAAAAUCGGCGACCCGACAGACCGGCUCAAGUCCCGAGAGCCCAUCUCGAAGGCCGACCUUGCCAUGAACAUGACCAAGAUGCACUUUCAGCUCAAGAAACUGUGGGCGAACGUCGAGGACGAAGCGAGGCGCUUUGGCUACAAGAAGGAGUGGGCCUGGAGGCGCGGUCUGAUCAACAACAAUACGUGGUGGAACAAGCAGCCUAUGCUAGAGGUCCUCAAGAGAGUUGGUACCCACAUGCGGCUAGGGCCCAUGCUGUCUCGCGAAACAGUCAAGAGGAAAAUGACUGAAGGAGACGGCGUGUCCUUCGCCGAGUUCUCCUACCCCAUCAUGCAGGGCUGGGAUUGGUGGAUGCUCUUCCAGCAGCGCAAAGUCCAGAUGCAGAUCGGCGGUUCCGACCAGUAUGGCAACAUCAUCACCGGUAUCGAGAUUGUCAAGGCCGCACGGGAUAGCGAGCCGGAUCCGGCGAAGCGCCUUCCCGCGAACGACUUCUUGGACGACCCUGUCGGCUUCACUGUCCCCCUCCUGACGGACUCGGCUGGCAACAAGUUCGGCAAGAGUGCCGGCAACGCUAUCUGGCUCGACCCGUUCAUGACCCCUCCCUACGAUCUCUAUGGAUACUUUGUUCGCCGUCCGGAUGACGAAGUCGAGCGCCUGCUCAAGCUUUUCACUUUCCUCCCCAUGGACGAGAUCCAAAAGAUCAUGAUGGACCAGGUAACCGCCCCCGAAAAGCGCAUUGCCCACCACCAUCUAGCCUACGAAGUCGUCCGACUCUGCCACGGCAAAGACGCCGCCGACGAAGCGCAAACCCGCCACAAGUUGAUGUACAGCAAGGGCCCCGACGCGCUCAAGAUUCAGCUGCCCAAGUCCGCGCAAGCCGAGGGCCAGGAGCGCGCGGGCAUCAUCACGCCCAACAAUGCACCACGCAUCGACAUGAUCCUCCCCGAGUCCCUCAUCAUGGGCAAGUCCAUCGGCAAGAUCCUGUACGCGGCCGGUCUCGCCAAAAGCGCGAGCGAGGGCCAUCGUCUGGCUGUGCAGCAAGCCGUGUACAUCGGCGGUGCCCCAGGUCGCAAGGUCGGCCAGGCCGAGCCCAUGGAUGAGUCCCAGCUUACGUUCAACCCGGUUAAGUUGUGGUUCCCGCAGGAGACGCAGCGCUACCUGAUUGAUGGGAAGAUUCUUAUCCUGCGCAGGGGCAAGCAUAAUGUGCGGAUUAUCAAGAUGGUUAGUGACGAAGAGUAUGCCAAGUCGGGAGAGACGUAUCCAGGUCAGCCGUAUACCGGCGCGGUGCGCAUGUUAAGGGAGCAAAUUAAGCAGUUGAAGAGCGGGCUGAAGACGCCAGAGGAGGUGAGGAAGUUUAUUAUGGAGGAGAGUAAAAGGGAGGCGGAGGAGAAGGGGAAGAAGGGUGGGGAUGAGAUCGAGUUCCCGGAUGAGAAGCCUGGCUAUGUUAGGUAUUUGGAGGGUCAACUGAAUGCGUUGUUGGAUGAGGUUGAUGCGGGGAAGAAGGGUGAGGAUGAGGGGAAGAAGGAGUAA